AUAAUGUUUCACUAAUUCCAAAGUAGCCUGCCGGGUGACUGCUGGGUGACGGAUGUUUGAAAAACAAAAGCAUUUUAAAGGCAUUAUGAAAAGCUCUUACCUCGAUGUGAUUGCUGUAGUGCUAAGUCUUUAUUUUACCAGAACAGCAGCAACCAAAUCAAGAAAACCUGAUAUUCUCUCUGACUCCGGAUGUCGAUGGAAUGGGGACCUUUUGAUGGAUUGUUCUUUUACUGGAAAAUCUGAUAUACCAAUGGCUAUACCACAAACAGUGACCACAGUAGAUUUAAGUUACAAUUCUAUUAGAGCUCUCUCAGUGUCUAACAAGAAAAAGGAAGAUUGGACCAUAAAACACCUGAACCUUAGUAACAAUAGGAUAUCUGAGCUAACUUUCAGCUCUUUUAUGUGUUUUCCCUCUUUGGAAACGUUAAACCUAAGUGACAAUGGAAUCUACUCCAUCUCAUUGGAUCUACAGAGACAUAGCAGCUUAUUGGGGAAAUGCCAAAGAAAGGGUUUCAGAAAUGUCUUUACAUCUCUCAAAGUUUUGUCAAUUCAAAGAAAUCAUCUUAAUGCUACUCCAGGGGGUCUAUGGAAACUUCAGUCUUUACAAAAUCUGGAUCUGUCAUCCAAUGCCAUAUCACAGAUUGAGGUGACUGAUUUUCAAAACUGUCUACAGCUGGAGAAGCUUUAUUUACAAAAUAACAGGAUAUCCAAGAUUCACCCAGAUGCCUUCAAGGAUCUCAGCAAUCUUCAGAUUGUGAAUCUUAGCAAUAAUACUAUGACCACCAUCCUACCAAUGAUGUUCAUUGCCUUAACUCUGCCACAUCUGGAUGCUGACCUAUCAAACAACCAAUGGCAAUGUGACUGUAACAUAUCUGUCUUUCAAAAUUUUAUUUCUGAAUCCUGGAGGAAAAAGUGGAAUAGCAUUUGUAGUGAGUCCAUCAGUGUGCCUGGAGUAUCUUUUCUCUCUCUGGAAUGGCUCCAUUUGAACUGUAAAAUCCAUAUGGAAGAUUUGAUCUCUUUUAAAAAAGUUACAGUCCCCCAUGGAGCAACAACCUUCCUAGACUGUGACUCCGAUCAACCUUGGGUUUCAGGGGAAAAUGAAACAUACUGGUGGACCCCCUACAACAGAAUUUCUGAGAAUACCCAGAUUUCUCGUAUUAGUCUAAAUCAAAUGAAAAAAUUAGUUAUAAACAAGGCAGAGACACCCCUAGAAGGAUUGUAUGUUUGUUUUUCCACUUCUGGAAGGAAGAAACACAUCAUUUAUGAGAUCUCUGUGAAGCAAGAACAUUCCCCAAGAUGGGUAAGAAAGACCAGGGAGAUUCUCGCUUCUACCAGAGAAACGUCAACAUCUCAGGACCUCACUUUGGCAGUUUGCCUGUCUGUGAUCAUUACUUUCCUGUGUGCCUUUUGCCUUGGUGCCUUCACAAGACCUUACAUCGAUCAUCUAUGGCAACAAAGGUGCCAGACCAAAAGUUCCAUUUCUGAAAACGCAUAUUCUAAUGAAGGGUUCUAUGAUGAUGUAGGGAUUACAGGAAACCCGAGACCUCUAUCUGAGAGUCAGCAUCAAGAUUCAUAUAGUAUGAGUAUUUAUGAAACUACAGAAUCUCCAGACCUGUACUCUGUCGUUAAUAAUGGAACACCCCGAGCAAACAAAAUAUGGAAAGACCAGGAGGAGAGAAGGAACAGAGCUGUCCCAGCAGAGAUGAAGAGAAAUGAAAACGUGCUUCCAAUAAACCAUGGUUCCUGUUCAAUUAGCUCAGAAGACAUGAAUAUGGUCUACAAUGAUGUAAUUUCAGUAAAGGGGGAGCAUGUCUAUGGGAAAAACAUUCUCAGAGAAUUAAAGAGGGAUGAUUCUUUCCAUGAGGAUUCAAGAAGAGCCUCUUCUGUAGACAAAAGCUUCCAAAAAGACGUUGGUUCAUUCCAAAGCCAUUCUCCUGAGUUAGACCUGACACACCCAGGGGAAAUGACAUUUCCUCUUCCUGAAAUGUCAGUGUACCCCAAAGCCCAGCACUUUGGAGAGAGUGGAGAAGUAGAUGAGGCUGCACACUUACCAUCAGAAGUUAGAGGAGCUCAGGAGUUUCCUAAAGAAAUGCAACUGAGUUCUCACUUGUAUUCACCAACCACUCAACAACAAAUGCUCAGUAGGGGCAAUUCUAGACCACAGUACGGGAUGAAUGAGAAUAGGACUGUACUCAGUGAUGACCUAAGAGAUUUUAAUCACUCCAGUCUGCUUCCCAGUUGGGAAAAUGAUUUAGAUGCUGAUCACCCUAACCACAGUCCAACACCAAGUUUCUUUUCUGAUCAUAAGAAUACAAAGAUUAUCAACAAUGAAGACACACUCACAGAUGACUCAGAUGAAGGGUCACUGUUUACUUUAAGCUCCAUUGAUUCAGAGUAUGACUGGAGCAAUAUUCAAGAACAGCCACAUGGUGAAAGAGAUCACGUAGCCACGUGGCCAUCAAUGGAGGAGAAUUGUAUAAUUAAGGGUUCAUCUGAUAGAAUGGACAAUAUCCAAUCAGAAAGUCCUGAGGACAAUGCUAGUUUUGAGAAAUGUGAGAAUGAAAAAAAGGAACAUUUUGAAAACAUUAUUUCCAGACCAGAUAUUAAUUUGUCUGAGACAGAUUUACCAACUUAUCAGAUUAGUAGUAGUAGUAAAACUAGAACACAAGAAUCCCCACCCAACUCAUUGGCCAGCAGUCCUGUAAGUGUUGAAAUUCCUGGCAUGUUCAUAUAUGAUCAUGUUUUGACUCUUGGUCCCGAGCCAUCAGAAUGGCAUCAUUCUCGGGAAAAACAAGAACAAGUCCCCAUUGUGAAUUCUUCACCCCAACAAACCUCAUUUAUGUAUCCUGAAGUUCCAUCAGAUAUUGAGAAAGGUGAUUUCAAAGAAAUAGAUCCACAGAUUUAUAAAUAUGAUACCUACAUGCAGAUAUCAGACACUAUUAAAAAGGAAACUCUUCCUGAGAUCAUCCCAGAAGAAAAAAUGAAAAGCUCACAACAGAGUUUUGAAGGUAAUGACACGGAAUUAAAUGUAAUUAAUUCUACUGACCUGAAAAAAGAUCUUUUAUUUCCCUCACUAGACUCUGGUUCCAAAUGAAUUACAAACCAAGCACAGUCCCCACAACCUAAUGUCCCCAGUGAUGAACAUUCUUUUCAGUCAGAAAGAGAUGAAGAACAUUUUGAAGCCUAUACUAAGAAACAGGUACCAUUACUACAAAAAAAACUUACUAAUAAAGAUAAGACCAGUUUACUAAGAAUACAAAAAGACUUUAGUGAUAAUCAUUGGGGCCAAUGUUCAGAAGAUACAUUGGAAUUAGAUAAAAACCAUCCUAACUUUUGUGCAAAUGAACCACAGCUCCAGAGUCUCAUAGAUCCUUCAGCUGGUAGCGCUUAUUCCUAUGAGAAGCAACUCUACAGUGAUGGAAAUUGAUAAUAAAAGAGAAGCAGGAAAUUAACAUUUUUAAAAGUAUAUUCUGGAAUACUUAAGUGAGAAGACUCAAACCAUUUCAGGGAAUUUGCCAUGUACCAAAAAUUGACACAAUCUCAAGGAAGCAGACCAUGAAGCUUUCUAUGGAAAAUGAGAAUAUAAAGAAUUCCAUAUAUGGGUGAUCUAUAUUGUGCUAAAAGAGGACUGUUUUGUAAGACAAACUGCACAUAUUCAAUCAGUUAAGAAGAAAGACUUCUUACUUACAGUGGCAGUAUCAAGAAGAGUAGGAAAAUGUUAGAAAUACAUAAUGUGAUUCCGAGUAUGCAGUACAAAGAACACUGAAGCUCCGGAGUCAGGAACAUGAGUUCUUCUUGCCUCUUAAUGCUUACAACUUAUAUACCCUUGGACAAGUUAUUUAACCUCCCUGGGCCUUGGUUUCCCCAUUUGUAAAACGAAGGAAUUGCUACUAGAUGUCCUUCUCUGAGGUCCAUUCCAGAUUGUGAGAUGGUUAAAUGGUUCUGUCAUCUAAGAUGAUUCUCUAGGUCUAAAAUCUUAAAUAGUCAAUGUCAGAUUAUUCAUCUCCUAGAUAACAACUAUAUUUGCUAGCUAAUAUCAUGGAAUAUUUUUCAUUUUUGAAAAAUAUCACUAAAUUAAAAAUGUAAAAUAAUUAUACGUAUCAUUUAGAAUACAUCUCCUUUCAUGCAGAUAUAUCAGGGCAAAUUGAAACCUUGGUUCACGUUUCACACCCCAUAGUUAUAAUAUGUAGUUCCCCAAUAUUUGUGCCUUUGUGGGGAAGGAAGGUAUAGCAUCAAUUUUCUUGACUUCUGAAAAAAAACAUAUGAUCAUUUACAUCUUCUUCUCCCUCCCCCCCUUUUCCCCCAGUCACCACUGCCACAUUUAAGUCUGGCUCUCCAGAUGUUAUUCUGCCACAGCAGCCUGUCCUCAGACUAGUUUUGAGACAUCAGGGGAAAAAUAUUUGGUAGCAGUGACUUUAGGAAUAAGGGCCAACCUCAGAGAAACGUGAUACAAAGGACAAUAUGUCCUUCCUUUGCCAAGUUCACAACUAAACCCAAAAAGGAGAAAGCAGUGAAAAUACGAAUUAUGGAAGAAGAGGUAAUUUCUGUCUGGUUUUCCAGUCUGACUUUCACUCAGGACUAAUACUCCAUAUGGACAGAGUAGGUGCCCACUCAUAAAAAGUAACAAGGUCACACUUGCCUGCCAAUGUCUCCUGUACCAGCAUAUUAUGGUGCUAAUCUUUGCUCUAUCUGCCUUGAAGUGUUCACCCUCAGAGUCAUUCCUGUGGGUGAGGCAACAAAUGCAGGAAAUACUGUUAAAAUAUAUAGGCCAAGGAGGAGCCAGAUAACAUUUUUUCACUAACACAUACCCAUUGAUCACCUUAUAAGACUAAGUUGGUUAUUAUUUUAAUAAAG
Messenger RNA from Trichosurus vulpecula (common brushtail), 4854 nucleotides. It is a transcript of the gene LRRC66, whose product is annotated as leucine rich repeat containing 66. Gene Ontology annotation, molecular function: protein binding. The transcript has 5 exons. Lineage: Eukaryota; Metazoa; Chordata; Mammalia; Diprotodontia; Phalangeridae. The coding region runs from base 53 to 3094 and encodes 1013 amino acids. The record is from RefSeq and is a predicted model, not a curated record. Gene Ontology annotation, cellular component: extracellular matrix.